AUGGUGACCACCAAUGCCGGCGCAACGGCAACGGCAACAGCCCCAACCACAACCAACAACAACAACCUGCAGACGAACAACAACAGUCAUGCGGCGAACAACAACAACGAUGACUUUGACUUUGACCAGGACGAUGGCCUGCAGGACCUGGGCUUGCCGGUGUCCGUCCAGACAUUCCUGUGGCGCCAAAUAGCGCCCUUCAUCCGGCCAAAGCUCGGCAAGCUGCACGAGUCCACCUGCCUGUUUUGUCAACAUGCACCGGGACACCAUGAGUCAAAGGAAGCCUGCAAGUCCUUCGAGAAGGUGCUCGUGCAGAACAUACAGUUCGGUCUGUCGCCGCCUCUUACGAAGGCCCUGGGUGCCAUUCCGCGCUGGCGCCUGCUGCAGGGCGCCCUGCCACAUGUCAUGCACGCUUGCGCCGCCCUGCUCUACAAUCGGGUUAAGGAUAUGCAGGCCAUUGGGCCCGUGGAGACCAAGCUGCUGUACACGAUGCAGUGGAUCCUGCUCUAUGCGGCCGAGGAGUGUGCCGACGACGAGGGCGGCGAGGAGCUCGGUCUGGGCGAGACUCCCGCGGAGCCCAAGUCCAAGCCCAUCGAGCAGUAUCUGUUCUCCGUGCCCACGAUUGCCCUGUUUGUGUAUCUGUUCGCACCCAUCAUAUCCCACCUGAAGGAAUCGGAUUUCCAAAACUUUCGCCUGGAGAACGGCAUCAAGCUGUGGCAGGGCAUGUGGGACAAUCGCGCACCCGGAGCGCCGUGCUUUACGGCGCCGGUUAAGCCGAAGGCCCGCAAUCUGCUCUGUGCGCCCACGCCCAAGGGCUCCACGGAUGUGUUUCCCACACGCAAGCACUCACUCAGUGGCGAUGCAAUGUCCCCCAAGGCCGACUCACCGCAGAGCGGCAUCUCUGACUAUGGCAGGCAGGACGAGGAGGGCUCCUGGGUAUCCUCUCCCAAGGAGUUUGCCUUUCCCGAGACCAUUCCCGAGGAGGCUUCCAGCGUGGAGGACGAACGUGUCGUCAUAUUUCGGCUGCCAUCGGCGCCGCAGCUCAUGGAUAAUUCAUUCUUUACGGCCGAUGCCAGCCUGCUCCAGCAGCAGCUGUCGCAGAGCAGACGCGGCAGUCGUCAGUCCAUGAACUCCCGCGACAAGGAUAAAAUUCCCUCGACCAAGUUCGAGUUUGAUCAGCAGGAACUGAUGCGCGGUGCAUCCAUGAAGGAGAAGCGCAGUGCCUCCAUCGAGAAGGAGACGGACUCGGAUAAGUCCGAGAGUGUCAAGGCAGAUGUCUCGGCCGCCACCUUCCUCGAUGUGGCAGUGCUGCGUUGCCUCUUCAUCUCGCACUGGCAGGAGGAGGGCAUCUUCUGGAGUCUGCAGUACCUAUACAAUCGUCUGAGUGACAUUGGUGAGGAGGCGGCCAUUACCUUGAAUCAGCCCCGGAAGCGUUCCAACUCCUUGCCCAUACCACAAAUCGAGAUAUCGCUGUAUCAGGGCCCGGGCAGCAACAGUCGCGACAGUCCCGGCAGCUCUGUGGUCAAGGACUACAUCGAAAUACCAGAAUCAGCGCCCACAGUGACAGCUGUUGUUGAGGAAACUGCCACAGCGCCCAGCAGCUCAGAGCGUCGCGGUAGCGAGAAGAAGAAACGCGUCAAGAUGGCCGAUCUGCGGGCCUUUGUGGAGACGAAAAUGUUCUCGAAAUCGGAGAAGAACUUGGAAAAAGUAGGGCUCGACACAAACUCAGCCAAUGGCAAGACACCACUGCAACUGCAACAAGCAGAGUAUCAUCGCAGCCUGGACACGGGCGAGAAAAAACUAUCGCGCUCUGCAUCCAUGAUAAGUCGCGAGCCAGCCAGUAAUCUGAUCAAGGGCAAGUCCAUGCCUAGUCUCAGCUGUCUGCUUGAUAGCGGAUACGUAGAGCCACCGAAGGCCCCAAGGCCCUCGCAGGUGGCAUGUCCACGCUCCACGGCCUUCUAUCCACGGAAUCCCAUCAUUACGGUGACAGAGCACACGCCCACACCAUCGCCGGACUACAUCAAGCGACAGGGCUCCAUCGACUCGCAGCUGGAUGCAUUGAGCAAUGGUGGCAGCAUCGGUGGCAUGCCUGGAAAUGGUGGUGGCAAUGGGAGUGGCGGCGCUGGUAGCACCACCACCCGCUAUCGUGGCCAAAUGCUGCGCUCCCACACAGACUCGCACAUCGAUUACACGGGCGUGGACGAGUCCGAGGCGCCCGGCUCCUCCUUCUACAUAACGCGGGACGGCGGCAUUGACUACGAGAUCAUUCUGCUGGCCAUAAGCAACGUGUUCAAGCGGGAUCCGGCCUUGGUCUGCUCUCUGCGUGUCCUCGAGGCUGGUCUCAACAUCUGCGAACUGCUCAUCGAAAUGGGCGUUCUGAAACUGGGCGAACAUGCCCACGAGAUAUCCAUGAGCAUCACACGACGCGCACUCCAGGUGCUGGGCUGUCCACACGGCUGCAAUGAUGGUGUUCGCGGUCCUCCUGCCGACUUUCUGCGCAACCAGUGCCAGAAGAUUCUGUCGCGAAUGCUGCGCCAGGCUGGACAGCGCACCAAGCGCUACAUGCAGGAGAUGGUGAAGACGUCGCCGCUGCCCGAGCUGAUUGACUACUUCCACGCCUUCCUGGCCUUCUGUGUGGAUCCCAGCUCGCUGCUGUCGCCAUUGAGUCAGGGCGGCUAUUCGACAAAUUUUAGCGGCGGAAUGAGCGGCGGCGCCGAGUCCCAGGUCGUUGGCGCUGUCUUCAAGCCGCUGGUCAGCCGCUUUGUGGAGGCAAGCAAGGAUCUGAAGUCGCCGGAGAAUAUUGCCCUAUAUGGCGACAUCCGGCAGCUGGUCACCUACGUGAAGGGUGCCCACGGUGGCCCAUUCCGCAUGGUGGCCCUCAGCGGCAUACUGGCCGUCACACCGCGUCCCCACAAAAAGGGACCCACGGCCCAGACCACACGCGUCAUAAGACACAUUCCACAGUCGAAUGUGACGCACAGCAUCCCGAACGAUGACAAUCGCUCCCAGCGGCGUUUGCUGCUGAAGAAGCGGAGCACCUCAUCGGCCUGCGCGAGCCUGCUGGAGACGGAGACAUGCGAGGAGCACUACAAGACCAGCCAGUCGCCGUUGAGCAACUUCCGGCGCCGCACCACCGGAGUGCGGCCGACACUGACGCCGCGGCACAGUGAGCGGGCGCUGCUCUCCGAUUCCACGUCCAGCUCGGAACGCAAUUCGUUGGGACGGCUCAGCGGCUUGGUGCGCUGGUUUCGCGGCACGCCCAAGGAGGCAUCGUCCAUUGAUCUGGAGAUUGGCUCCCUGAACCCAGAGAUAUCCUCCACAUUUAUGAGGCACGCCUCGCUGAAGAUACAGCGUGGCCGGUCGAGCGAUGGCAUUGGGCGUUCCAUACAGCGCGCCAAGCGACGCGUCGAGCGGCGGCUGAACCGUUUCGGCGGCAUUGUGAAGGGCAAGAAGAAGGUGGGCGGCAUCGAAGAGACAGCGGACUUCAGUCGGCGCAGCUCCUCGGACAUGUGCGACGGGCCGCGUGAGUCCGAGGUGGUCAUACUCAAGGAACGCAAGCUGGUGCCCACCGAGCCGGUGCGCGUGGGCAUGCUGCGGCUCUCCUUUCUCCUCGAGACAUGUGCGCCCGGCUCGUUUCCCGAUCCCCAGCUGGUGGCUGCCGUCCUCGAUUUGCCGCAAGCUCCGCUGAUCUCGCGUGCCACUUUUCUGCUGGAGUGCGCGCACUUUGUGCAUCUGUGCAACAAGGGCCAGUGGCCCGCCUGGAUGAAGCAGAACGUGGGCAGCUACCGGGCGUCGGGGGCCAACAUCAAUGUGAACCAGAUGAAGCAGCAGGUGAGCCAGACGAGCGCCCGGCGCACCCACAUCCUGCAGCGAGCCGCUGGCAAAAUGUUCCACCAAUGGGCGGAGAUAGUGGGCGCCCGGCUGGAGGAGAUACUCUUCACCGAGCGGCUGCAGUACGAGGCGGUCAAUGCCAGUCUAACCGAUCCCGAGAAGCAGCGCGAGCUGCUGCAGCAGGACGAGGAGGAGGACUUCCUGGACGAGACAUCCGUGAAUCCGCACGGCAAUGACUGUCCGCACUCGCUCAAGCUGAUUGCCUGCGUGCUGCUCUUCGAGAUAACGGCCUUUCUGCGCGACUCCUACAUUAUGCUGCCUAGGACAUCGAAGCUGAUCCAUCGGGACAAGCCGGCGCCCUGGGAGAAGGUCUAUCGCGAGGCGAAUCGUCGCUGGUCCAUGGCCCUCAGCUCCAUGGGUCACUCGCAGACAUCGGCCCAGAGCCUGCAGUCCAUUGCCGCUGGCAACGAUGGCGCCGGCCAAUCGGAGCGGAAGAUCUCCUUUGUGCUCCACGAGCCAGACAACGAGUCCGAGAACAGCAGCAACACCACCCUAACCAAGGAGGGAGAAGAAGCACCACGUCGUCCCGCUGCUGCGUCUGCAGUGCGUCCGUUUUUGCUGCGCCGCGGCACAGCCACCACCACGGGCGGAUCCUUCAAGCGUCGCUCCCUGAAGCUGCGUCGCAACACAAAGGACAGCAAGGAAAUAGAAACAGAUUUUAACUCACAAUCCCGAAGGAAGGUAUCGUCGCUCUCCGACCGCAGCGACACCUCGGAACAGGGCAUGAUCAGCGGCGGCGAGGAGUCGCCGGGUAUCCUCAGCGAUGACCAGCAGCCCGAAUCGCCCACCGACUCCAAUGAGAACGAUGACACGGCAAAGAACAUGCCCUGGCUGAAGGCAGUCAUCGAGAUGAUGUCCAGCUACAAUUACUACUGCACCCACAAGGGCUACUGCCAUCCGUUCUGCUACAAGCGCCACAUGCGCUCCUGCACACGGCUGAUAAAGGCCACCAGAAAGGUUUAUGGCGAAGAAUUUGGAUUUACCUUUGAUGCAGAUCAUCCGACGGUGGAGCCGACUGUCAUUAGCUCCAGCAAGCCGCACAGCUCGCGCGCUCGCUCCACGCGCAAAGUGUCCGAGCAGAGCUCAACGCAGACAUCUCCGUCCAAGCGCAAGGACAGCCUGUCCCGCAAGGAUCGCAUCAGCGAUGAUCCUGACCUGGAAAUGGCAGAGAAACUGGCCAAGGCGUUCCGCCAGGAGAAGGAAAAGAAGCUGCAGGAGGAGCCAGCGAUCCUGAAGUUUAUACGGGUGCACAUACGCAACCUGUUCCACUUUCCACUGGCCACCCUGCUGAAGGGUGCCGUUGUCCUCACCGAGGAGAUGGUGAUCGAGGCCAUGCCGGCCGCCUGGGAGCUGCUGCUGGAGACCAACCACGACACGGCCACCUCGAGUGCCGCCGUAUUCCUGAUGGGCUCCGUGAAGGCGCAGAAUUUCGCCUUCGAUAUCAUGCAGCGGGCGCUGAAGCACAGGGAUCCGGACAUACGCAUUGGCGCCAUUCAGCGCUACUUGGUGCUGUGGAAGUGCCGCUUCCACGUGUGGCCCCGCAUGGAGGACAAUGCGCACGAUGUGACCUUCAAGGUGCCACCGGGCGGCAUUGAGUUCACACUGCCAUCGCCCAAAAUCGGCAUCGAGAGCCUGCCGGUGGUGGAUCCGCCCUGGAUGCCCGUGCAGCAGACCAAAGACAUGGACGUGACGCUCAACCAGGACAGACAUCGCUCCCUGGUCACCGCCACGAAGAGCCGCAAGAUGCAGCAGACGGAGGCCAUACGGAAUGCGCUGCGCCAGCAGCGGGACAAGCAGCGAGCGGAGCGGCACAGCUUCCUCAUCACCAUGAUACCGAUCAGUCAGCAGGCCUCGCACGAGCCCGGCAUGGAGAAGCUGGAGGAUCACGAGGAUCAGGAGGAACUCGAUGGCACCCGAAUGUCCUCGCACCUCCACCACUCCCACUCGCUCUUUCCCUCGGUGCUGUGCUCGUCCGUGAUGCAGAUUGUGGGCUGUCUGGACGACGCUGCCAUCGGAUCGGAUGGCAAUGCGGUCUACGAGAUUGCCUACCAGGUGAUUUGGGUGUGCCUGGUCGAGGAAUCGGCCCUGUUCCUGCGCUAUGUGUUCGAGCGCCUGACCCGCGACCGCCAGGACCAGAUGUUCAAGCUGCUGCGACACCUCAUCCGCUUUGUGCCCCGGCUGCCCCAGCAGGCGGCCUUCGCCCUGUACAACUCCAUCAUUGGCUACAUCAUGUUCUAUGUGCGCUCGUCCAACGAACUCAAGCAGGAGCUCGUGGGAUCGGCCCUGUCCGUGCUCUGGAUGGUGGUGCACUCCGUCCACGGCAUUAUGUUCAAGGACCUCAAGCAGAUUCUGCGCAAGGAGCAGUGCGAUGCCUCCAUUCUGCUCACCGCCAAUGUGCCCGCCGCCAAGAAGAUUGUGGUGCACGGACCGGCCGACGAUGACUACAACAUACCCUCGCAGUUUCCGGUGCAGGAGGACACCCUGUUCUGCCAGCUGCUGAAGGAGGCCCUCGACUACUAUCCCAUUGACGAGAAGAACACGAGCCACUACUGCCUGGUGGACUACAAGAGCAGCAAAAUCCUCAAUCCCAAUUGGUACAUACGCGACUUGUACUUCUUCAAGCGGUCGCAGUAUCCGGAGGUGCGUCUAAUGCUGAUGCGUCCGGAGGAGUCCUUUCUGGCACUGCAGAAGCAGGAGCUGAGCAAGAAGUUCGUGGAGAUCGGCAAGGUGCACCUGACCUGGGCCAUUCUCAAGAACGUGGACAUGGUGGUGCAGCGUGUCGUCUUCCUGCACGAGGAGCUGAUGAAGCUGCCUUCGUUCCCGCGAAAGGCGCUCGAGGUGGACCUGGAUCUGCACCAUGGCGGCGAGUAUGGCAAGGUGCUGCUCGGCCUCGAUGUCCUGCACAAGUUCAUGUGGGUGCGCCUGAUAGCCCGCAUGUUCGAGGCCAUGGCUGGCAACUUUGCCUACUCGGCGGACAUACAGCUCUUCCUCAAUGUGCUCUCCGGCGCCUCCAUCCUGCACGCCGAGGACUCGUGCAUAAUGCGCUACGUGAUGGCCACCUUCAUCAAUGCCGCGUUCAACUUUAAGAACAUUUUCUCCACGAACGGCUACUUCAUGAUCAUGCCCACACUGCUGCAGGUGUACUCGCUGCAUCAAACCAACAAACUGAUCACCACGACCAUCGAGUACGCCGUAAAGCAGUUCUACCUGCUCAACCGCAAGCCCUUCAUUCUGCAGAUGUUCGGCUCCGUUUCGGCCAUACUCGAUACGGACGAGGACGGCACCUACGGCGAGGCGCACAAGGUGCAGUCCAGCUGCCUGUUCAACUUGCUGCUCAGCCUGGAGGAUCCCUCGCCGGAUCCACUCAACAUUGCUGAGCUGGUGAAGGAGCCCAAGCCCCUGAAGGCCAUUGACUUCUGCUACCACGACGAAGACGACGAUGUCACGGUAUUGGACUGCAUCACGCUCUGUGUGAUGGUCGUCUCCUACUCCGCGGAGAGCACUCGAGGCUAUCAAAUGCUGAUCAUCUUGGAGGCCAUUCUGCCCUGCUAUCUGCAGCAGAUUCAGUCGCCCAGCUACAUACCGCUGCAGGGCAAGUCGGAGCGCGACAUCAUACUCCAAUUGGCGGUGGCCAUUCGCACCAUGGUGCACAAUUGCGAGGGCCUGGCCAAGAGCUACAAUGGCCCCUAUCGCAACAGUCCCGAGCACAAAGGCUCCUCGCAGCGCAACUGCAGCCGCGGGCCCCCCUGCUCGCCGGGUCUCGACUUUGAGGAGGAGUCGCAUCCGAAGUACGUGUCUGAUGCUCGCACCAAGAACAUGAUGGACUCCGCCGAGGAUUCCGAAAUGAUACGCACCGAAUAUCGGCGGCCACGCGAUGUGCUGCUCUCCGUUGUGGCGGACUUCCUAACCAAAUCGACGGCCCGCCUGGCCGAGCUGGCGAAGAAGAUGCCUGCCGACACGAAGCCCACCGAGGUGCUGGACGCCAAGUGCCACAUACGUCUCGCCGACAUCGCGCACUCGCUGCUCAAGGUGUCGCCCUACGAUCCAGAGUCGAUGGCCUGCCGCGGGCUGCAGCGCUACAUGCAGGCGGUGCUGCCUCGGGCGGAGUGGUCCAACGACACCUUGCGCAAUGCCCUGGUCACCAUCCUGCGGCGCAUCGACAAGGUAUUCCUCAAGAUAUCGAAGAAGCCAUCGAUACGGCGGAACACGGACUGGGAGGCGGCCGCCGGCCUGCUGAAGGGCAUCCACGAGACGAUCAUCCGGCACUCGUAUGUGCUGCACUGGCAGCAGAUGAAGACGCUGAUUAGCACCGUGCAGAACCUGAUUGUUAACGAGCCCGGCUCAGGCAUUCCCGAGGGCGUCUCCAGUGCAGGGGCAGCGCUCAUGUCUCAGAAUCCGCCGGCCUUUUUCUGCUCGGCCGUGGUGCGUGUGGUGGCCCUGCAGGUGGUCAGCCCCGUCGACUGCUUCUCACUGGUCCACAUAUGCGGCGGCAGUGCCGAGUUUGCCACGCAGGAAAAGGCCGAAGGAUUUCUGAUGCAUCUGAUCAUGCCGCUGUGUCUGAAGGUCUGUUCGGGACGCGGCGUUUCGGAUGUGGGCGAGCUGAAGAUGUCCGACGUAACCUUCCUGCUCACCGCCGUCCUCAAUGCCAUGAGUCCCCCAGCGGGACGCACGGGUCAGGCUGUGUCCCAGAUCAAUCGAGUCACGGGCGACCUGCGUGCCGGCUCCCUAACCUUCACGGGCAGCCGCGACGCCAAGCGUCCCGCGCGCAUCUCCGGCUCCCUCUAUCAGGCGGCCUUCCUGGCCCUGCGCAUCGUGUGCAUCUGCUUCGAGAACCGCCUGUCCACCGAGUGGCCGCGCAUUGUGCGCGUCAUGCGGGAUCUGGGCAGGCGCAACGAGGCUGCUCCCGAUCUCUGGAGCUUCAUGGAGUUCGUGGUCACCCACCGCACCCCACUCUACAUCGUUCUCUUGCCUUUCAUCAUGCACAAGAUCUCACAGCCGCCCAUUGGGGAUCACGAGCGACACAUGCAGUUCAUCAUUAGAGAGCGACUGCGCGGAACACCGCCACAGGGCGGCAUCAAGUCGAAGGGCGCCCUGCUGCUGGAGCUGGCCCGGGAGCUGCGCGACCUGCGCGACGAGCUGGAGGAGAAGCGCUAUGUCUCCACAGAUCGCGAGAGUUCCGAGCAGAAGAAGAGCGACACGCCGGCGGCCACCAGUGCGGCAGAUGCCCACAAGUCCCAGCAAAGACCUUCACUUAUAUCUAUCUUCACAGGGACAACCACCGGCCAGGCCACACACUCGCACGUCUCCGCUGUGCCCAUCGAUUCGCGCAGCGGCUCCGGCGGCAUAUGCACGCCCAGCGACACGCUGUCCCAGCAGACACUCCACCCGCCACGCGAGUCGUUGUCCAGCAGCUCAACGGGCCGAGAUCCGCACACCACAACCAGCGAGAGUCAGAGCGGCGAUGGAGAGGCAGGAUCGGCGCCGACACUGGUCGGCGCAGCGCCCAGUGGUUCAGGCCAUGGCACUUCCGGCACGGCCUCGGCUUUGCCCUCGCACAUGUCGCACUCGCAGUCGCUGCAGCAGGCGCCGUUCAAGGCCCAGCCGCCAAAGCUGCGCUUCGUUUCGUCCGUGGAGUUCCGACACUCUUCGGGUGAGACAUCGACCACACCGCUGUCACCCGAGAGUCCGGCCGAGGAUAGCUCCGGAGAUCACACACGUUCACGUCUGCAGCGCUCGAAGGCAGCCAGCCGCAAGACCUUCAGGCUAAAGCGCAGCCGACUGACGCCCAUGGAGCCACCCAGCAUUGUUACAUCGCUGUCGCAGGAGGAGCAACCGCCGCAGGCCCAGCCCAAGGCACUUGGUGAGAUAUCUUGGGACUCGGUCUCGCAGACAUCCUCCACAUCCGGCUACCGGGACAACAAUAGCUUGCAGACGGGCUUGCUCUCGCCGGAUGGCUCACUGGGCGGUCUCACGCUGGGCCGGUCCCCAUCGCAGCACUCACUUUUAAUGGUAUUCGAGGGACAGGACGAGGACACACUUAUUUAACAAUCACAGAACGGCGACCGGGCCUACGAACUCUAGUGACUAGCGUGACUCUCCGAGACACAAUUAGCACGAAUUUGGUAUAGAUUAGUACUCGAAUAAUAAUUACUAUAUUUACGAAUAUGUAGGGUAGUUUGGAUGUUAAAGUUUUAUAGACGAAUCGUUGUUUUCCUCCGUUUGUGCCCCGUUUUGUACGCGAUAAAUGAUGUUAGAAUGUUAAUAAAUAAACGCGGUAGCCGUUCUAUGCAUCUCCGUUCUUUUUCGUAGCCGCGGCAGACAUUGU
Molecule: messenger RNA, 10216 nt
Organism: Drosophila obscura
Lineage: Eukaryota; Metazoa; Arthropoda; Insecta; Diptera; Drosophilidae
Gene: unc80
Product: protein unc-80 homolog
Exons: 28
Coding region: 1-9936 (3311 amino acids)
Biological process (GO): monoatomic cation homeostasis
Cellular component (GO): cation channel complex; axon
Molecular function (GO): monoatomic cation channel activity
Source: RefSeq, a predicted model, not a curated record